This is a messenger RNA of Phialemonium atrogriseum, 1327 nucleotides long. RefSeq lists its product as uncharacterized. Gene Ontology annotation, molecular function: RNA binding. The transcript has 2 exons. Lineage: Eukaryota; Fungi; Ascomycota; Sordariomycetes; Cephalothecales; Cephalothecaceae. Bases 113 to 931 code for a protein of 272 amino acids. The record is from RefSeq and is a predicted model, not a curated record. Gene Ontology annotation, biological process: formation of translation preinitiation complex.
AAGUUGGUCUCCAUUGCUCCCGUGAUAUACCUAGGUAGAUAGAUGGUAGGGCAGGUAGGUAGGUGCCUUGUUCCCUGCGACCGCCCGGCAGGGUUCCUCUGAGGGCCCCGCGAUGACGACACUGCUGGGGGAUAUCAGAUCUGGGCCCCGCCAGAUAAGAAACUUAGCCCCACCAACUAAGUGCGGGGCAGCAACGACCACACCCAGCACAACAACCGCGUUCUGUAUCAUCAACCGCCAGCAAAAUCAAGCUUUGCUAGGGGCUGGUUCAUAUCCUAUCCCCUACCUCUCGAGUAAAACCGCCAAGAUGUUCAAGAAAGAUCUCUCCCCGACCGCCAAGCAAAAGCUCAAGUCGUCCGUCCAGCGGUCGCUCCGCCAGUCGCUGCUGACGACGUACCCGCUCCUCAACCCGUACAUCGACGAGGUGCUGCCGAAGAAGGCGUCUUUGUCGCAGAUGAAGCUGCCCGACCGCGCCAGCGUCUACGUGCUCGACAACGGCGCCCCGCUCUUCUUCCAGAACGACACGGGCGCCCCGCUGCUGCCCCACCUCAGGCUCGUCCACCGCUUCCCGCAGGCCUUCCCGACCGUCCGCAUCGACCGCGGCGCCAUCCGCUUCGUCCUCAGCGGCGCCACACUCAUGGCCCCCGGGCUGACCAGCGCGGGCGGCAGGCUGCCGCGGCCGAGGGAGGGCGGCGGCGGGGACGGGGGUGAGGGCGAGGGUGAGGGCGAGGGCGUCGACGAGGAUGGCCACUGGAGUAGGGAGCUGGAAAAGGGAGAGCCCGUGGUGAUUAUGGCGGAGGGGAAGGAGGAGGCUUGCGCCGUCGGGCUGUUGGUCGCUGGCACGAAGGACGUCAAGGAGAAGGGGAAGGGCCCUGUGGUGGAGGAGGCGCAUUUCCUUGGCGAUGGGCUUUGGAGGUUGACUACGGAUUAAAGUGAAGGAGAUUGGAGGGUUGGAUUCGAAGAAGUUUCCUCGCCUCGGGGGUUUUGGCAAAACUGGGUUAGGGAUGGCUGGGAUCUGAUCGUCGCUCAGAGGAGAUCGAUGGCAAGGGAAACAUAUCACACCUGCACGACGGACGGAGAAGGAAUUCAAGGGCAUGUGCAUAUUGAGAUGCUAACUGAAUCCGGGGAGCAGUGAAGCUCCGUCGAAGGCCAUCUAAUAACUAAGAGAAACAACCCGGGGUUUCCUGGUAUUUUCUGCACCUCCGUCGCAAGUAUAAUCUAUUGUUAUCCUCCGAACUCUGUCGGCCAUAGCAAGACCUUGGAGGAAUCACUUCCCACCAGCGUCAUAAUUAUUGACCCUCGAAUGAGGAGAAAGAAAAUGAAACGA